AUGAAAGUCAAAGCAGAGCCUUGUGUGUUUUUUGUUAAAGGGAUGACUGCGGACGAGGAGUAUGAGCUGGUGAGCAUGCAGGCAUCAAGGCCCGCAAAGAAGACAGGAGGAAAGAUAGGAGGCAACCGUCUCAUUGUGUCUGGAAGCAGACUGUUUGAAGAGACUGUGCUUGGAGCUGCUGACCUUGUAUAUGUGGAUUCUGAUGAGGGGAUUUUCAAUAUGCUGAUGUGCCUCACACGGCUACCACCGUUUUACAACUUUUUAGUGAAUUUUGGCGACAGGUGCCAGGAGAAGACGCAGUGCCCAGUGCUGAGCAGGAUACUGAAGUUUUUUGAGUUGCUUAAGAGCAGCAAGCAUGCAGAUGUGGAUGAUUUACUGAUGACUGCAGAUAGCGCGGAGUAUGAGGACAUCUACACAGAGCUGAUGAAGGCGAUACAUGAUGAGAUGUGUGGAUUGUACAACUUUGAGGAGGAUGUGUGGAAUACAUCGAAAAAGGGGCAGAUCGUGAGGUCGAAGAUGAUAUACCCAGAGUACUCACCAAUAGUGGAGAUGUUCCAAGGAAAGGCGAUUGUGCAUGGCAUGCAGCAGGAGGUGUGGUUUGAGAAGAUUGGGCUGUGCAUUAAUGACUCUGGCAGUGUACAAGAUGCAUUUGAUCUGUUUGUAGAGGGCAUGAAGUGGAGUAUAACCAAGAUGCCGCCUGUAUUUGUUGUAGUAGUGAAGGAGAUGAGGAAGAAUAGUGGCAAGCUGGAUAUGAACCUGAAAGCUGGUAAGCAUCUGUACAGUCUUCGUUCGUUUAUAACAAAAAGAAAUGGGACGAGCCAGUGCUAUGUACUUGGUGAGAGUCUAUGGUAUAGAUAUGACAGCAGCGGGGUGAGUGCUUUUUCUAGUAUUGGUCGUGAUGUGUGCAAGGAUGUGUGCAUGCUGUUUUAUUCAGGAUAUGAAUAG
Messenger RNA from Ordospora pajunii, 945 nucleotides. RefSeq lists its product as uncharacterized. The record is from RefSeq and is a predicted model, not a curated record. The transcript has a single exon. NCBI's taxonomy places the organism in Eukaryota, Fungi, Microsporidia, Ordosporidae. The coding region runs from base 1 to 945 and encodes 314 amino acids.